Messenger RNA from Lepisosteus oculatus (spotted gar), 2428 nucleotides. Its product is annotated as protein tyrosine phosphatase domain-containing protein 1. Gene Ontology annotation, biological process: cilium assembly; protein dephosphorylation. Lineage: Eukaryota; Metazoa; Chordata; Actinopteri; Semionotiformes; Lepisosteidae. Gene Ontology annotation, molecular function: protein tyrosine phosphatase activity; protein tyrosine/serine/threonine phosphatase activity. The record is from RefSeq and is a predicted model, not a curated record. Gene Ontology annotation, cellular component: cytoplasm.
GCAGUGAGAGAAGCAGCCCUAUGUACAUUUCUAGUUCUAAUACACUAGAGCCUAUUGGGGAUUUGAACAGAUUUGAUUUUUAUGGUGCUUUAAUUAUUUCAAAAUGUGACGCAAUAAUGACGAACUUUUCGGUUGGCUGCACUCCGCCGUAAUUGCUGUUCAGACAAAGCCUGUCCAUUCACAUCCGCCUGCACACCAGGAAUGGCCCUGUGUAUUCCUGGGCCCAGGCCCUCCUAUUCCCAGGCCCGAGAGAACCUUGUCAAAACCAUGCCCCCAAAUCUUAUCUGCGCUCUGACCUGCAGAGGAAAAGAUUGUCGUUAUGAGGGACCAGCAACCUGGACGUUGAGACAGCAGGCCAUACGGGGUGUCUUUUCCACAUGGGUGACAGAUGAUAUUCUAGCCAUGGCAAGACCUUCUACGGCUCUAAUUAAGAAGUAUUACAUUAUAGAUCAAUUCCACAAGUUGAACAUAAAAUCCAUCAUCAAUAUGCAGGUGGCAGGGGAGCAUGCUCACUGUGGAUCACCAUUGGAACGAGAGAGUGGCUUCUCUUAUUUACCCCAAGUCUUCAUGGAUAAUGGAAUCUAUUUCUUUAACUUCGGUAUGCCAGAUUUCGGAGUAUCCUCCCUGAUUCGAAUACUGGAUGGUGUGAAAGUGCUGGCAUUUGCUGUGAAGGAGGGCAAGGUUGCUGUACAUUGCCAUGCAGGACUGGGAAGAACAGGAGUCCUCGUUGCCUGCUACUUAAUUUACAUCACACGUGUGAGUCCAAGUGAGGCCAUCCAUUAUGUCCGUAUCAAACGGCCCUGCUCCAUACAGACCAGAGCGCAGAUUAACCUGGUCUUUGACUUUGCUCGUUUCCUCGCUCCUCACCUCGUCCUGUACGCCAGCGUUAGCACCAGACACAACAGUUUCACCCUCCAGCAGUAUCUGAACAGGCAGAAAAACCUGCUCCAUGGUUAUGAGGCCCGGAAUUUGAAACACGUGCCUAAAAUCGUGGACUUCAUCUGCAGGAGACUGACACUAAUAGCUUUAAACAAAGCCGAUGGCAGCAGCCUGCACGCUGAGGUGGAAAGAGAAGCCACUGUGUUUGACCUAACUGUGCUUGUAAGAGAGACGCUUAUCAAGCAGAAGUUUCCACGCGACGCUGUCACACCAGUGCUGUUGGAUCCUGAUAAUGCGUUAAACCCUCCAAUUCAGUCUGUCACCUCCUGGGAGGAAAAGGAGAGAUUUCAGGAGAGAAAGAGAGAGCUUCUACAGAACAAGAGAAGCUACAGCGACUCAGAUCUCAGCAGGAUUGCACUGCUGGAAAAGGACCUAGAAUUUGUGCAGCUCCCUCCCUCAUUAGUGAGGAUUUGCUCGGACUGUCCAAAGCUAGAAGACAAACCAGCUAAUGAAGACCCAGCAGCCCCCAGAAGAGAACCUCCCGAUAAGAACAUUGGCUCUUCAAUACUCAGGACCAGAGGUGAAUGCCUGAACAACUGUGAUGCCAUAGCAAGAGAUUUGCAGACACACAGAGCUCUGAGCAAUGGCAAGUGGAAGAAGAAGAAAACUCCGGCACUCGGGAGGUUUAUUACAACUGUGGAGCUAAACAGAACUCAGAAUCAGCCUGGAAUAGCAUCGGUCUCCCAGACUGUUGCCAAAGCAAUGUCAGAAACAGAGUCCGUUGGAAAUGACAUCUUGAGAAGAGCAGCUCUCCUGCAGGGUGAACUGAAUGGCAAUGAGGGAGCCUGGGCAAUGCUGGCUGUGGAACCAGACCCCCGAGUCCUCAGUUAUUUGUUAUGGUCCUGGCUGGAACAGUUAAAGGAACCUGUUCUGAAAUCUGCCGACCUAGAACUGCUGGUUUCAAGCACACAUGAUAAGAAAGGUCUCAAAGUACUGCACAAGCACCAAGACCAGACCAUCUCCUGCCUCCUUGACUGCGUCAGUGAGGUAACCAGUUUCAGCCCACACAUGGAAGAUGCUGUUCUGAGACGACUCAUGCGAGCUGUGACCAGAUGCUCGGAGGAACAAGUGAAAAGCUAUGCACGACAGAUGAAUAUCUUCAAGGCCAUUGUAAAAGAAAUCCGUUACACAAAUUUGUUUACAAGAGCAAUUGAAAACGUACAGUAGCAAACUCAAAAUCUGCAACAAAAAACAGUUACGUUCUCCACAGGACUUUCAAAGGAAAAAAAAUUACUGCCAACUUGAAGUAUUUAGUAUCUGUGCAAGAGGUUUAAAGUUGGUCUACCUAUAUAUGAAAGUGAUUCAUCCACCACAUAGAGACACUUUUUAUAAUCAUUUAUUAAAAAAUGUAUGUGAUAUGAAAAAUCAUACGAUCAUCUGGUUAAUAUCAUUAAAACACAAUUGAAAAGGAAAACAUCUGCCCAAAUUAUUGAUUCAUAUGAUAAAUUGUCUUAAAAAUGCAAUAAAGAGCAUGCUUUGUUAACACAAA